AUGGCAAACAUGAAGGCCUUCCUGUCUUUGCUCCUGCUGGGCCUCGUCAGCUUGGUCCAGGCAUUGAGUUCUACCGGCAACCGUCUGCUGGUAGUCCUCGAGGAAGCCGCUGACAAGUCCAAGUACUCGUCCUUCUUUGGCGAUCUUGAAUCCCGCGGUUACUCCAUCACAUACGAAUCACCAAAGUCCAAGAGUCUCUCGCUGUUCAAGCAUGGCAACCUCGCAUACGACCAUCUCGUCCUACUGCCUCCCAAGUCAAAGGGCUUCGGUCCUCAAUUGACUCCCAACAUCCUGGUCGACUACGUCAACAACAACGGCAACGUUCUGCUCGCCCUCACCGCCGACCAGCCCAUUCCUGCUGCUGUUGCUUCUCUCCUUCUCGAGUUCGAUGUUACCCUUCCUCCGGAGCGUAGCGCCCUUGUUGUCGACCACAUCAACUACGAUACCAACUCGGCUGCCGAUAAGCACGAUGUCCUCCUCAUUCCCGCCCCCAAGACCCUAAAGGCUGGUGUCAAGAACUACUUUGAUGUCGACGGAACCCUUGCUGUCCCUCGCGCUGUUGGCCAGCUUUUGGGCAACGCCAGCCCCCUGCUCGCCCCUGUUCUGCGUGCUCCUGAGACCGCAUACUCGUACAACCCCAAGGAGGAAGAGGCUCUCGAGGACGUCUUUGCUUCCGGCUCUCAGCUGUCGCUCGUCUCCACCUUCCAGGCCAGAAACUCGGCUCGCUUCACUAUUCUCGGUUCCGCCGAGAUGUUGCAAGAUACUUGGUUCGAUGCUCAGGUCAAGGCUCCUCGUGCUUCCGAGACCACCAGCACUUCCAACAAGGCCUUUGCCGAACGUCUGUCUGCCUGGACCUUCCAAGAGAUUGGUGUGCUCAAGGUCGGCAAGGUUCAGCACUAUCUCAACGAGGGUAAAGUCACAGAGUCCACCAACUUGACCGUCUCUGAGUUCCCUGAGAUCAACCCUAUCAUGUACAGAAUCAAGAACGAUGUCCAUUUCUCGAUCGAAGUGUCAGAGUACAAUGGUGACCGUUGGAUUCCCUUCCUUCCUGCUGCUGGAGACUCUCUUCAGCUUGAAUUCAGCAUGUUGUCUCCCUUCCACCGUUUGACCCUGGAGCCUGUCUCGCCUACCACCAACAGCACCAUCUUCAGCACCAGCUUCACCGUACCCGACCAGCACGGUAUCUUCAACUUCAUUGUCAACUACAAGCGUCCUUUCCUUAGCAAUGUCUACGAGAAGCGCACUGUCACCGUCCGCCACUUUGCUCACGACGAGUGGCCGCGCAGUUUCGUUAUCAGCGGUGCUUACCCCUGGAUCGCUGGUAUCGGUGUCACAGCCAGUGGCUGGCUGAUCUUUGUCGCCGUCUGGCUCUACAGCAAGCCUGAUGAGUCCAAGGCUAAGAAGACGCAAUAG
Aureobasidium melanogenum CBS 110374 is the source of this 1413-nucleotide messenger RNA. Its product is annotated as Dolichyl-diphosphooligosaccharide-protein glycosyltransferase 48kDa subunit. The record is from RefSeq and is a predicted model, not a curated record. The transcript is spliced from 3 exons. Bases 1 to 1413 code for a protein of 470 amino acids. Gene Ontology annotation, cellular component: oligosaccharyltransferase complex; endoplasmic reticulum membrane. NCBI's taxonomy places the organism in Eukaryota, Fungi, Ascomycota, Dothideomycetes, Dothideales, Saccotheciaceae.